Molecule: messenger RNA, 222 nt
Organism: Mesocestoides corti
Lineage: Eukaryota; Metazoa; Platyhelminthes; Cestoda; Cyclophyllidea; Mesocestoididae
Source: the annotation of a GenBank genome assembly
AUGGCGGCUGUUCAGCUCCCCCAGCACCUUGCCACAAGUUCCGCUACAGGUCCAGAGAGUGAACAGUUGACAUUGGAGGGCCACAUGGACUAUAUGGCUUGCACUGUCAUUACCGUAAAGGCUCUGCCACAGUUUCAGUUAGCUGACUCCGCAGAAUACUUGACUGGCCUUUGCGACCGCCUGGACAUUGCCAAAUUACAACAGCAAUCUCAUGUAGAAUAA